Molecule: messenger RNA, 8393 nt
Organism: Trichosurus vulpecula (common brushtail)
Lineage: Eukaryota; Metazoa; Chordata; Mammalia; Diprotodontia; Phalangeridae
Gene: NCOA3
Product: nuclear receptor coactivator 3
Exons: 23
Coding region: 157-4356 (1399 amino acids)
Biological process (GO): positive regulation of transcription by RNA polymerase II; cellular response to hormone stimulus
Cellular component (GO): nucleus
Molecular function (GO): protein dimerization activity; nuclear receptor binding
Source: RefSeq, a predicted model, not a curated record
GCUGGAGGCGCUCAGGGGGCGAGUUUCCUAUUUAAAUCCGACCAGCGAGGAAGAUGGCGGCGGGCGGACUGUUCUCUUAUUGAAGUAAAAUAUUAUAGAUUCCUGAAACUGAACAGUGGAAUGCAUGAGUUUAAGUGUUGCUGAUGCAUAGUCAAAAUGAGUGGAUUAGGAGAAAACUCCUUAGAUCCACUGACUGCUGAUUCCCGAAAACGUAAAUUGCCAUGUGAUACUCCAGUACAAGGUCUGGCUGGCAGUGGGGAGAAGUGGCGACGGGAGCAGGAGAGUAAAUACCUCGAGGAGUUGGCUGAGUUGAUAUCUGCUAAUCUCAGUGACAUUGACAGUUUCAAUGUCAAACCGGAUAAAUGCGCAAUUUUAAAGGAAACUGUGAGACAGAUCCGACAGAUCAAGGAACAAGGAAAGGCAGCUUCCGUUGAUGAUGAUGUUCAGAAAGCUGAUGUAUCUUCUACAGGGCAGGGAGUUAUUGAUAAAGAUUCCUUAGGACCACUUUUACUGCAGGCCUUGGAUGGUUUUCUCUUUGUGGUGAAUCGUGAUGGGACCAUUGUAUUUGUGUCAGAAAAUGUCACACAGUACCUUCAGUAUAAGCAAGAAGACUUGGUUAACACCAGCGUCUACAGUAUCUUGCAUGAAGAUGACAGGAAGGAUUUUCUCAAGAAUUUGCCUAAGUCAGCAGUUAAUGGAGAUCCAUGGACAAAUGAGGCACCUAGACAAAAAAGUCACACGUUUAAUUGCCGUAUGUUGGUGAAAACAGUGCAUGAUAUUCUAGAUGAUGUGGGUAGCAGUCCUGAUAUGCGCCAGAGAUAUGAGACAAUGCAGUGUUUUGCCUUGUCUCAGCCACGAGCUAUGAUGGAGGAAGGAGAAGAUUUACAAUCUUGUAUGAUAUGCGUGGCACGCCGCAUCACUACAGCGUUUCCUUCAAACCCUGAAAGCUUUAUUACUAAACAUGACCUUUCAGGCAAAGUUGUCACUAUAGAUACAAACUCACUGAGAUCUUCUAUGAGACCUGGCUUUGAAGAUAUAAUCAGAAGGUGCAUUCAGAGAUUUUUUAGCCUCAAUGAUGGACAGACAUGGUCCCAAAAACGGCACUAUCAGGAAGCUUAUAUUCAAGGACAUGCCGAAACCCCUGUUUAUCGGUUCUCCUUAGCUGAUGGGACUAUAGUGAGUGCCCAAACAAAGAGCAAACUUUUUCGGAAUCCUGUAACUAAUGAUCGCCAUGGCUUUCUUUCUACUCACUUCCUACAGAGAGAGCAGAAUGGAUACAGACCAAAUCCCAACCCAGUGGGACAAAACAUACGAGCUCCCACAGUCGGAUGUGCCAGUUCUGUUGGAGGAAUGACUAUGUCGCCAAAUCAAAGCCUACCAAUACAGAACAGGCCCUACUCCUUGGGAGAUCCCAAUGCAGUGGGACAGAUGAGUGGCAUUAGAUAUGGAGGCCCUAAUAACAUGAGCUCUAUGAACCUUGGACCAGGAAUGCAGUCCUCUCCCUAUCAGAACAACAAUUAUGGGCUAAAUAUGAACAGCCCCCCACAUGGUAGCCCUGGCCUUGGCUCCAGUCAGCAGAAUAUAAUGAUUUCUCCUCGUAACAGGGGUAGUCCAAAGAUGCCUUCACAUCAGUUUUCUCCUGUUCCAGGUAUGCAUUCUCCAAUGGGAUCUGCUAGCAACUCUGGCGGCAACAGUUUCUCCAGCAGCUCUCUCAGUGCCCUUCAAGCCAUCAGUGAGGGUGUGGGGACUUCUCUUUUGUCUACACUUUCUUCACCAGGCCCCAAGUUGGAUAAUUCUCCAAAUAUGAACGUGAACCAACAAAGUAAACUAGGCAGCCAGGAUUCUAAGAGUCCCGCUGGCUUGUAUUGUGAACAGAAUCCAGUGGAAAGCUCCAUUUGCCAAGCCAAUAGCAGGGACCACCCCAGUGAUAAAGACAAUAAAGAAACUGGUGUCGAAGGGCCAGAGAAUCCGAGGGGACCACCUGAAAGCAAAGGCCAUAAAAAACUACUUCAGUUACUAACAUGCUCUUCAGAUGACCGGGGACAUUCCACUCUGACAAAUUCUCCACUAGAUCCAGGGUGUAAAGAUUCUGCUGCCAGUGUCACCAGCCCUUCCGGAGUCUCCUCUUCUACGUCGGGAGGAGUUUCUUCCACAUCAAACAUGCAUGGCUCUCUGCUGCAAGAGAAGCACAGAAUUUUGCACAAAUUGCUGCAGAAUGGCAAUUCUCCUGCUGAAGUAGCCAAGAUUACAGCUGAAGCCACUGGGAAAGAUACGAGCAGUGUAGCUUCUAGUGAAGGAAUAAUUAAGCAGGAGCAGCUAAGUCCCAAGAAGAAGGAAAACAAUGCACUUCUUCGAUAUCUGCUUGAUAGGGAUGAUCCUAAUGAUUCACUUUCUAAAGACAUAAAACCUAAAGUGGAAGGUGUAGAUAAUAAAAUAGGACAGUGCAGCACCUCUUCUAUUCCUACUUCAAAUCAAGAAAAAGAGAUUAAAGUGAAGACUGAACAAAAUGAAGAGGUGAGUGGAGACUUGGAUAAUUUAGAUGCUAUUCUUGGUGAUCUGACAAGUUCUGACUUUUAUAACAAUGCCAUGUCCACAAGUGGUAAUAACCUGGCAAAUAAGCAACAGAUGUUUCAAGGAAAUACCCCUUUAGGUUUGAGAAGCCCACAGUCUCUGCCAUCUGCUCGUCCUCCUUUUAAUCGAGCUGUAUCCUUGGAUAGCCCUAUUCCUGUUGGUUCAAGCCCUCCAGUGAGAAAUAUUAAUGCAUUUCCCAUGUUACCAAAGCAGCCUGUGGUAAGCGGGAAUACAAGGAUAAUGGAUACACAGGAGAAUUUUGGCUCUAACAUGGGUGGGCCGAAUAGAAAUAUGACUAUGAACCAUCAUCCCUCAGGAGAGUGGGGUUUGCCAAAUUCUAAAGUUAGUAGAUUGGAACAAAACACAAGUUCGUUGGUGAGGCCAGGAACUGACUAUAGUAAUUCUUUACCCAGACCUGCAAUGGGUGGUGCUUUGCCUGGCCUUCCUGUUAGGUCCAAUAGUAUACCUGGUACAAGGCCAGUGCUGCAGCAGCAGAUGAUUCAUAUGAGACCUGGUGAGAUUCCUAUGGGCAUGGGAGUAAAUGCCUAUGGCCAGACAGGACCCUCUAAUCAACCUGGAUCUUGGCCUGAUAAUAUGUUAUCCAUGGAUCAGAGCCCUCGUGGGACGCAAAAUAGAGCCCUUGUUAGGAAUUCCCUAGAUGAUCUCUUGUGUCCUCCUUCUAACAUAGAAGGUCAGAGUGAUGAAAGAGCUCUUUUGGAUCAGUUACAUACUCUAUUGAGUAACACAGAUGUCACAGGACUUGAAGAAAUUGAUAAAGCUUUGGGAAUUCCUGAUCUUGUAAAUCAAGGACAAGCUUUGGAAACUAAACAGGAGUCUUUCCAAAGUCAAGAAUCUGCAGUAAUGAUUGACCAAAAGUCUGCUCUGUAUGGACAAUCCUAUCAAGCCCAGUCUGCAGUAAUACAAGGAGGUUUCAGUAAUCUUCAGGGACAACAGCAACAGUAUAAUUCAAUGAUGAAUCAAAUGAGCCAACAGGGUAACUUUCCACUACAGGGAAUGCAUCCCAGAGCUAACAUGAUGAGACCCCGAACAAAUACACCCAAACAACUUAGAAUGCAACUCCAACAGAGACUUCAGGGCCAGCAGUUUCUGAACCAGAGCCGUCAGGCCCUUGAAAUGAAAAUGGAAACCCCUCCUGCUAGUGGAGCUACAGUGAUGAGGCCUGUAAUGCAGGCCCAAGUAAAUUCUCAGCAGCAAGGUUUUCUCAAUGCCCAGAUGGUAGCCCAGCGCAGUAGAGAGCUGAUCAGUCACCAUAUCAGACAGCAUCGGAUGGCAAUGAUGAUGCAGCAGCAGCAGCAGCAGCAGCAGCAGCAGCAGCAGACACAGACCUUCAGCCCUCCCCCCAAUGUGACUGCUUCAGCCAGCAUGGAUGGUGCUUUAGCUGGGACCUCGAUGCCACAAGCUCCUCCCCAACAGUUUUCAUACCCACCAAAUUAUGGAAUGAGCCAACAGUCAGAUCCUGCCUUUAGCAGAGUAGCUAGUCCUCCAAGUGCAAUGAUGUCAUCAAGAAUUGGUGCCUCCCAGAACCCCAUGAUGCAGCACCCUCAGACUGCACCAAUGUAUCAGUCCCCAGAAAUGAAGGGCUGGCCAUCAGGAACCUUGUCCAGGAACAGUUCAUUUCCACAGCAGCAGUUUCCCCCCCAGGGUAGCCCUACUCCCUACAGUAUGAUGCACAUGAAUGGUAACAGUGGCCACAUUGGACAAAUGAACAUGAAUUCUAUGCCCAUGUCUGGGAUGCCCAUGGGUCCUGAUCAGAAAUACUGCUGACACAUGAAAUCCAGAACCUCCCACUGAAAAUCUGUACAAAAGUCUCUGCACUAGUAUUUUUCAGGAGGUAAAAUAAAGGGUUACACAUUGUUAGUGACAUCUUACUUAUGAAAAGGACCUGCUUCCCCCAAAUCUUCAUUAAGGUAUCCCAAGUAACUUCAUUUGAACAGAUCUGGGUCAUGAGCUAAAACAUUGUCUACCUGUUUUUCUGUAUAUUGUGGUAUAUUAAGCAAUGGACAUAAAUAUUUUUGGCAUUCUGCCUCUAGAGAUGUGAAUCUGGCAAUGGCAUUUUAGUAAAUAUAGACUCCCUGUGCGUUAUUAUUUCUUUCUGCCUUGCUAUCCAAAGUCCUUUAAAUGUAGGCAGGCCAAAGAAAGUGGAGAGUUGUGGGAUAGAAAAGUCUGGUUUCUCUAGUAGCAAUGUCUGACAAAGAAUGUAGUUCCCAGCCUUGAGGCCUUUUUUCAUUGGUGAACAGUCCUCUCUUAACCUCUUGUCUCCAGUAAAUCAGAAUGCUUGAGGUCAUGUCAUCAACUUGAUAUGGGCUUUGGACUCCUCACCACCAUGAUGGUUAUGCCCUCUAAUUCUCUUAGAAUUACCACUAGCAUCUAAUAUUCCAGAUUAUGACUGAUAGCAAGUGGCUUUGCAGAAAGGAAAAUGGAAAUGACAGUAUUUAAUUGCAAUAGUGGCUAAUAUUUACAUGCUAAUGUGCAGCCAAGUGCACUUUAUCUAGAAAGUAAUGGAUUAAUGCAAUAUUUUUGAGGUCUUAUGGCGAGCUGUAUUAUGUUCUCCGUCCGAGCUAAUCCAUCGGGCAGGAACUGUAAACUCACUCAAAAGGACUGGAUAAUGUCACACUUUGCCUAUAUGGUAGAGCAAUAAUCCUUUUUGAAAAUCAAUUUCAGAAAACCCAAGGCCGGGUACUGCAGUCUGAAUCAGAAAUUUGCAGUCUGUUUCUGUGAAUAGGUUUUUGUAAAUACAAUCGUUAAGAUAUUGUAUUAUGUGUACAUAUAAAUGACUUUUGUAGGUCACAAGAACUCAUUUUUGCAGAGUUUGUGAAGCUAAGUAUUUAACAGUGUUGAUUUCUGUAAGCUCAGCAUAGUGAGGUAAAAAAUAGAAGACAUUCUUAAUUUAAUGACCUGGGAAGGGUUUGGGUGGGGGAUGGUGGCAGCCUUUAGCUUCCCUUCUCCUUUGGUCUUGGACACCUCACUCAUUUCCAUCUUUAAAAAAAAAAUAGCUUUCUAAAAAGACGAUUCAUUUAGGGUUAGGCAAUUGUAAUUGUUUUCUCCACCUGAACUAAGCACUUUGUUAAUUUUUUUUUGGUGGGGGGAGGGUAUUAUUUUAGUUUUUAAAAAUAUAGUGUGAUCUGACAAGAAAAAGAGCUCUCUGCCUUUUUCAGCUCUCCAUGAAUUGUAUGACAGCAAUUCAGGGUAUUUUUUUUUAAACUUAAACACGUUGCCUUUUCAGUCAGGGAGUGGAUGAAUGACAUAGGUUUUGUCACUGCUUUGAACUGAUGUAAACAGCAGCUUGUUACUAUGAGUUUGUGUUAAUUUUCAAUGUCGUCUUAGCCAUUUCUUGUUAACACCUUAGCUAGGAUUGUUGUUUUCUUUAUCCCCCUGUGAACAAAGCUGGCCUUUCUGGUCAGCUCUAACCCUUUAGUGAAUUACGACUUAGGUCACUAAUGUCAACGCUUGAUUGUCCAUGCAUCAGAUAUGAUAACUGCCCGCUGGGUCUUGUUUUUGUCUAUAGAUACCAAUACCAGUUGGCAGUCAGUGGAAAGGAAGGAAAGAUAUAACUUAAAACCAUUCUAUGCAGGUCACCUGUUAUCUUAGUCCUAAAUUUCAGCCAUGAAUUUUGGCAUUGUCAGUGGGUUUAUUAUAAUGUUCCCGACAUUCUUGUUUGCCAUAUUUACACAUGGGAGUUGGCAAUAAGUUAGUUUUCAGCAAGUUCCUGAAAGUAAGUCUUUAGCAGUGCAAGCAUGAAUUUCCAAAGCUGUUAUUAAAAUGGGGGUGGGAAAAAUUGGAAUGUUAAUAUAUGUCAAUUUUAGAAGCUCUGGGACUUAAAAUUAGUGACAACCACUAUCCUCUCCUUAGGCUAAUGUAUUUGGGAAUAAGAUGUAGGUUAUUUUAAUGGGUCUCUUUUAUUUCCUCACCAGUCUCCCCCCAGCCUCCCCCCCCCCCAAGAAAACCAAGCAGACAAAAACACAACACCCCACUCUCCCACAAACUUGAUCUAUAUCUGAAGACAGUAGAUUAUGAACUUUAGAGGACUCAAGACCAUCGACUUGCCUCAUUUGGAGAGCUGUAUUUACAGUAGGUGAAGGGAAGAAGUAUUUCUAUUUUUAUUUUUGGAGUGGGGAAGACAAGGGGUUAAGUGACCUGCCCAAGGUCACACAGUUAGUAAGUGUGUCAAGUGUCUGAGGCUAGAUUUGAACUCAGGUCCUCCUGACUCCAGGGCUGGUGCUCUAGGUGUGCUGCCUAGCCGUCCCGUAUUUUUAUAGCACCGACUUUGUGCUGGGCACUGUACUAAGUGCUUUUUACAAAUAUUAUCUUGGGUACAUGCCAUUAGUAUCCCAGCUUUACAGAUGAGAAAACUAAGGCAGAUAGAGGUUAAAUGACUUGCCCAGGGUCACAAAGCUAGUCUGAGGCUGGAUUUGAACUCAGGUGUUCCUGAUUCCAGGCCCAGUGCUUUUACCCCCUGUGCUACCAGCUGCCUCUCUAGGGAAAUCAGUUACUUUCCUACCACCCCUUAUAUCAUAGAUUCUAUUCUUGGGGUGUGUGAGUUUCCCUUGUUUGACUUCUCUUUGUCUUUAACAAAGAGAAUGGUGCUCUUCCCUUUUUUGCUCUAAACACCACACCCCCAACCCUUUGAGGUCUCUUCAGAACUGAUUCCAGGGGUAGCCUUACAUGGCCAGGCACUGGAAAGAAGGCAGCUCUCUUCUCCCUACUUUUUAUAUUCAGUAUGAAACCUGCCAGACUCUUCAAACAUUUUAUACUUCUUCAUUAUGCUGGUGAAACCUGCAAAUAUUGAUGGCUUUUUGUACAUCCUGCCCUUUUUACUUUUUUUGAAAAAUUCUCGUGCUAUUUUUCUGACCCCUCCUUUACUUCUCUGUGUCCCUUUUCUAAAACAUAGUAUCUGAAGGAUGUACAAGAAAUCCUAACUUCAUCUGAUUUUAGAAUGUUGGAUAUUAUCAGUAUUUACUUUUUGCUGAAUCCAAAGAUAUAUUUUUUUUAUUAAGCUCAAAAUGUGAUAUAAAAGAAAUAAAUGUUCCUUCCUUUAAAAAAAAUGAAAUUGCAUUGUUAAUGAUUUUCUCUUGACAAUGCCAUUUAUGAAUCAUUUAUCUGGACAGAAAGAACUGUAGAAUACAGACAGCACUGCUUAAUAUUUCAGUGUUUAAUAUCUAAGAGAUGGGUUGGGGUGGGAUUUUUUUCCCCCAAUUUAGUUCCACAGGAAAACACUUGUUAGGAAAAUUCUUUGAUUUGGAAAGUGAGGCCAUUUGAAUGCUAGCAGUGGCUGCUUUAACCUGCUGCAGGGAAGUCACUUUUACUACCUGUCUAUCUGGUCUCCUUUUAGGCACAGAAGCUGCACACGUGUGAGCUAGUUAAAGAAUUAAUAGCAUCCCAGAUAUUUGCUUUGAACAGCAAGGGAGUGAGAGCUUUUUUUUUUCCUGCUAUAAGGCAAAACCUUUUGAAUGUUACAUUUUGUAAUGUGCAGGGGUUUUUUUCUUUAAUUUUUUUUUUUGGUUAAUAUGUGGAAUUUUAAAGAUGGUGGAAAUGAUACAGCAAUCACAAAAUUGUAUGUAAUUCUGAGAGCAAUAUUUAAAAAUUCUCAGGAGAAGGCUUACAGUAUUGAGAAUGAAUUAAAUUUAAAUGUAGUUUACAUUAAGUAUUGCUUGAAAUAUCUGUAUCUUUCUUUACACUGCAAAAAAUCCAAACCCCAUGGGAUGAUUUAUAAGAUGGCUGGGUUGUAAGCUAUGACUGCUUUUUCUGAUUGUUUUUUUGGAUGUUAAUGUCAAUGUAAAUAAAGGUUUCUAUUUAAAGCUGGA